Lathyrus oleraceus (garden pea) is the source of this 859-nucleotide messenger RNA. RefSeq lists its product as uncharacterized. The transcript has a single exon. The record is from RefSeq and is a predicted model, not a curated record. Bases 254 to 844 code for a protein of 196 amino acids. Gene Ontology annotation, biological process: defense response to other organism. Lineage: Eukaryota; Viridiplantae; Streptophyta; Magnoliopsida; Fabales; Fabaceae.
AUCAAGUAACCAAAACUUUAGGCCCUAUCCAACUUUUGAUUUUGAUAUUUGCCAAACAAACCCUCAAAAUCUAGUUUUCAAAACACACUAAACCACAUUAUAUACUACUAGCAAAUAGCACUAUCCUUAUCCUCACAAAGUUCAAGAGAAAUAGAAUCCAACAAGAGAAUCACAAAUCCUCUUGUGUUGUUGUAUCCAUCUUCUUUCAAUUAUUUUCACCCAAAAAGCAACCUUUGAUAUUGGCAUCAAAAUCAUGAGUUACCCCCAAAACCCCACACAACCAAAAACCAUGACCACAAAAGGCCUCAAAAUAUGCUUGUUGGUGUCCAUAAUUUUCUUCAUCAUUGUUGCCACUGUCAUAUUGGCACUAGUUUUCACAAUCUUCAAACCCAAGAACCCAGCUGUAAGUAUCUACCCACUAGGACUCAAAGACCUUGAAUUUUUCCAACCCGAUUCAACAAGUGUACCUUUAAACUUGUUAAUCACAAUAGUGAACCCAAACUAUGGAAGCUUCAAGAGCAAAAAUGCCACUGGUUACCUUAACUAUCAAGACACUGUAAUAGCCAAUGUUCCCUUAGAACCAAAGCUUCUCCCUGCUCGUAGAACAACUAAUGUGACCGCUACUGCCGGUCUUAUGAGCGGAAAAUUGAUUUCUGAUGACACCUUUAUAGAAGAUAUUGAAGAUGGUUCUUUCAAUUUGACAGCAAAAGCAACACUUCAUGGGAAGGUUCAUUUAAUCAAGGUUUUCAAGAUCAAGGCUACGGUUAAUAUCUUCUGUGAUAUCUUCUUUAACAUAACCUCGUUGUAUACUCAUUCGAACUGCAUAACCAAAAUCAAGGUGUGAUUAUCGUAAUUUUAA